CUCAUCCCUGGGUCCUCUCUCUCUCUCUCUCUCUCUCUAGCAUGAUCAUCACCAACCAAACUGAUUGAACCCAUUACUUCAAAAGCUUCCCUUAAUAUCUUCUCUUCCUCUCCCUCUCUGUAUCUCUUUCGCCAUGGCUGAGGAUAAGGAGAUGUCGGCGGCUGUAGUUGAUGGGCAUGAUCAAGUUACUGGUCACAUAAUUUCCACCACCAUUGGAGGAAAAAAUGGAGAACCAAAACAGACAAUUAGUUACAUGGCUGAGCGUGUUGUAGGAACAGGAUCAUUUGGGGUAGUUUUCCAGGCAAAAUGUUUGGAAACCCGGGAAACUGUGGCGAUUAAGAAGGUUUUGCAGGAUCGGAGAUAUAAGAAUCGAGAGCUGCAGAUAAUGCGUGUGAUGGAUCAUCCAAAUGUGAUUUCUUUGAAGCAUUGCUUCUUCUCUACCACAAGUAAAGAUGAGCUUUUCCUCAAUUUGGUUAUGGAGUAUGUGCCUGAGAGCUUGUAUCGGGUACUGAAACACUACAGCAGUGCUAACCAAAGGAUGCCGCUUAUCUAUGUGAAACUUUAUAUGUAUCAGAUAUUCCAUGGACUUGCGUAUAUCCACAAUGUUGCCGGUAUUUGUCACAGAGAUCUGAAGCCUCAAAAUCUUUUGGUUGAUCCUCUCACUCAUCAAGUCAAGAUCUGUGACUUUGGAAGUGCAAAACAGCUGGUUAAAGGCGAAGCCAACAUUUCUUACAUAUGUUCGCGUUUCUACCGAGCCCCUGAACUUAUAUUUGGUGCCACGGAAUACACAACUUCCAUUGAUAUCUGGUCAGCUGGCUGUGUUCUUGCCGAGCUUCUUCUUGGCCAACCAUUAUUUCCAGGAGAAAAUGCUGUGGAUCAGCUCGUAGAAAUUAUAAAGGUCCUUGGUACACCAACUCGAGAAGAAAUCCGUUGCAUGAACCCGAAUUACACAGAUUUUAGGUUUCCACAGAUAAAGGCACAUCCUUGGCACAAGAUAUUCCACAAACGAAUGCCUCCAGAAGCAAUUGAUCUUGCAUCCAGGCUGCUCCAAUACUCCCCAAGCCUUAGAUGCACCAUGCUUGAAGCGUGUGCUCAUCCAUUCUUUGAUGAACUCCGAGACCCUAAUGCCCGUCUUCCAAAUGGCCGACCUUUCCCACCUCUAUUCAACUUCAAACAAGAGAUAGCCGGAGCAUCGCCAGAGCUUGUCAACAAGUUGAUACCCGAUCACGUCAAGAGACAACUGGGUCUCGGUUUCAUGCAUCCGACCGGGACAUAAAGAUCCCUCGCCAGACUCGGGUAGACAAACAGAGUUAUGUAAAUGUGUAUGUAUACGCCGGCAAGAUGACAUCUGAGACAAUGCACUCGUCGAAUGGUUCCUCACUCAUCAGAAUAGUUAGAUGGUAACACGGCUGCGCCAGAAUUGCGCAGUAGUGCUUCUCUUCUCCUUUUAGCUUAAGAAAGAGCUGAAAAGAGAAAGGGACCGCUCUUGUGUUUUCUUUCUCAUCUUUGUGUCUGUAAAUUACUUUGCCACA
Messenger RNA from Tarenaya hassleriana, 1532 nucleotides. RefSeq names its product shaggy-related protein kinase eta-like. Gene Ontology annotation, cellular component: cytoplasm. Lineage: Eukaryota; Viridiplantae; Streptophyta; Magnoliopsida; Brassicales; Cleomaceae. The record is from RefSeq and is a predicted model, not a curated record. The transcript has 12 exons. Gene Ontology annotation, biological process: signal transduction; protein phosphorylation. The coding region runs from base 134 to 1276 and encodes 380 amino acids. Gene Ontology annotation, molecular function: ATP binding; protein serine/threonine kinase activity.